UAAUAACCGAUAGAAAAUUUCAUAUAUUCUUACUUAAUAACCCGAGGAAAUUAUAGGAAACAUUUGCAUUAUUGUGUAAAAAAUAUUAACUUAAGAAACGUUCCUUAAGAAAAAUCGUUAAUUUUAUUUGAUAUUUUAUUAUUCAUUAUUUUCAUUAUUGCAUAAAAUGUAUUCGCUUACUGAAGGAGCAUUAGACAAAAUUAUGAAUGGUAUCGAUGUUGAUAAACCGGUAUUACAAAUAUUGGGUCAUAAAAAAUUAUCUAGUUCAAGUAGUGGAGAACGUUACAGACUUCUUGUAUCUGAUGGAAAACGAGUAAAUUCAUUCACAAUGUUAGCCACUCAAUUAAAUUCAAUGAUAACGGAUAAUAUAUUAACAGAAUUUUCUAUUUGUCAAAUAAAUAGAUAUGCUAUAAGCAUGGUAAAUAAUGCUGGCAAACAAAAACGAGUAAUGGUGAUAUUAAAUAUUGAUUUGAAAGUUCCUGGUGAUGAAGUUGGACAUAAAAUUGGAAAUCCCACAAAUGCUGAAGCUGAUGGUGAUUCUAAACCACAAGCACAAUCUGUACAAUCUGCACAAUCAGUUCCUCAACAACAGACUAAUUUAAAGUCAAAUCAUAAUAUGCAACAAUCUUCUACUAAUAACAUAUCAACAACACCAAUUGUUGCAUUGAGUCCUUAUCAAAACAGAUGGGUAAUAAAAGCACGAGUUGUUAGUAAGUCUAAUAUCAGAACAUGGAGUAAUUCACGUGGUGAAGGAAAAUUAUUUUCCAUGGAUCUUAUAGAUGAAAGUGGAGAAAUUAGAUGUACAGCAUUCAGAAAUGAAUGUGAUAAAUUCUAUGAUAUGCUUGAGAUUGGGAAAGUGUAUUAUAUUUCCAGAGCAACUUUAAAACCAGCAAAUAAGCAAUUCAACAAUUUGAAAAAUGAUUAUGAGAUGACUUUAAUUGGUGAUUCAGAAAUUAUUCCAUGCCAUGAUAGUGGAGAUGAUAUUCCAUCUCUACAAUUUGAUUUUGUGUCAAUAAAUGACAUAAAUAAAAAGGAACAAAAUGAUAUAAUGGAUAUUCUGGGCAUUGUAAAAAAUUCUGGAGAUUUACAAAUAUUAACAUCACGAAAUUCAGGUAGAGAAUUAAAGAAACGAGACGUCAAUCUAGUUGAUGAAAGUAAUACUAUGGUAACACUUACAUUAUGGGGAUCACAAGCUGAAGAAUUUGAUGGAAGUAGUAAUCCAGUUUUAGCUGUAAAAGGAGCACGUAUUACCGAAUUCAAUGGAGGAAAGAACUUAUCUACUCUUAGUUCAACAGUUCUUCAAAUUGAUCCAGAUCUUCCAGCAGCACAUAGAUUACGAGGUUGGUUUAAUACAAUGGGUCGCAAUGAAGAAGCUACAUCACUUUCGAAACCAUUUGGAAAUACAACUGGAGUAAGUGAAUUAUGGAUAACAUUUCAGGAAGCAAAGGAUAUGGAAUUGGGUUAUAAAAAUUCUGAUAUAUAUACAGUAAAAGCAACUCUUAAUAUGAUACGCAUGGAAAAUGCUAUAUAUAAAGCUUGUCCUUCUGAAAAUUGUAAAAAAAAGUUAGUAGAUCAAGCAAAUGACAUGUAUAGAUGCGAAAAAUGUGAUAAAGAAUAUCCUAACUAUAGAUAUCGUUUACUUGCAAAUAUAAGUUUGGCUGAUUGGACAGAUAACCAAUGGGUCACAGCAUUUAAUGAUGAAGCAGAAAAAAUAUUAAGUAGUACAGCACAAGAAUUAGGAGAAUUAAAAGAAAAUGAUAUUGAUGCUUACUCUGAAAAAUUUAGUGAAGCAACAUUCAAAAGUUUUAUAUUUAAAAUAAGAGUAAAAGUAGAAGUUUUUGGCGAUGAGAAUAGAUUAAGAGCAACAUGUCUUGGUGUAUCUCCAAUGGAUUAUAAAUUAUAUAAUAAUCAUUUAAUAACUCAAAUUAAAGAACUAGUUGGUAUUGGUAAAGCAUAAUGUUAUUUCAUUGUUUAUAAUUUUUUUAGAUAUGUAAUUAUUGUGUAUGUGAAUUUACAAGAAAAUUUUUAUUUUUAAAUAUAUAGGUAUUUUCUUAUAUUAUUAAUUCAUGUA
Molecule: messenger RNA, 2071 nt
Organism: Apis laboriosa (Himalayan honeybee)
Lineage: Eukaryota; Metazoa; Arthropoda; Insecta; Hymenoptera; Apidae
Gene: RpA-70
Product: replication protein A 70 kDa DNA-binding subunit
Exons: 13
Coding region: 167-1957 (596 amino acids)
Biological process (GO): double-strand break repair via homologous recombination; DNA replication; nucleotide-excision repair
Cellular component (GO): nucleus; DNA replication factor A complex
Molecular function (GO): single-stranded telomeric DNA binding; damaged DNA binding
Source: RefSeq, a predicted model, not a curated record